This is a messenger RNA of Oryza brachyantha (malo sina), 1001 nucleotides long. RefSeq names its product glycine-rich protein 2-like. The transcript has a single exon. Gene Ontology annotation, molecular function: zinc ion binding; nucleic acid binding. NCBI's taxonomy places the organism in Eukaryota, Viridiplantae, Streptophyta, Magnoliopsida, Poales, Poaceae. The record is from RefSeq and is a predicted model, not a curated record. The coding region runs from base 85 to 648 and encodes 187 amino acids.
CCUCCCAUUCGCCUCCUCUCCCACUCCGAUCUAGGGUUUCUAGGGUUUUGGGGGGUUCGUAGUGCGGCGGCGGCGGCGGCGGAGAUGGCGUCGGAGAGGGUGAAGGGUACGGUGAAGUGGUUCGACGCCACCAAGGGGUUCGGCUUCAUCACCCCCGACGACGGCGGCGAGGACCUCUUCGUCCACCAGUCCUCCCUCAAGUCGGACGGCUACCGCAGCCUCAACGACGGCGACACCGUCGAGUUCUCCAUCGGAUCCGGCAACGACGGGCGCACCAAGGCCGUGGACGUCACCGCGCCCGGCGGCGGCGCGCUCACCGGCGGAUCCCGUCCUGGCGGCGGCGGCGACCGCGGCUACGGCGGCGGAGGGGGUGGCCGCUACGGCGGAGGCGACCGCGGCUACGGCGGCGGAGGCGGCUACGGAGGGGGAGACCGCGGGUACGGCGGCGGCGGCUACGGCGGAGGCGGAGGCGGCCGUGGGUGCUACAAGUGCGGCGAGGAGGGCCACAUGGCGAGGGACUGCACCCAGGGCGGCGGUGGUGGCGGCGGCGGUGGCUACCGCGGCGGGGGCGGCGGUGGCGGCGGCGGGUGCUACAACUGCGGCGAGUCCGGCCACAUCGCGCGUGAGUGCCCCAACAAGAACUACUAGGCGCUGCGCGGCGUCAGAUCCAUCUCCCUCCCAUGAACGAAACCUUUUGCUCCCCCCUCCUCUUCUGACUCACUCAGCAGCGGGUGAUCAUUUCUAUCUUAUCAGUAGUUGUAGUUCGCUUAGUUAAUCGAAGAAGAAUAUCUCUUAUGUAUUGGGAUGGGAGUCUUGAGUGGUUUAAUCUUUUGUUUUGUUGGUGGUUUGAGAGACAGCCAUGGAUUGAACUGUCUGAUCUAUCUAUGAAAUUAUCUGUUAUGAACCGAGAAGAAAAAAUUGUCAGCUUGGGUUGAGUACUUGUUGCCAAGAUUCUUGGCUUGAUCUGAACAAUAUGCUUUGCAAUCUUGUCUCUUUGUCUC